Amphimedon queenslandica is the source of this 1159-nucleotide messenger RNA. RefSeq names its product extracellular protease-like. NCBI's taxonomy places the organism in Eukaryota, Metazoa, Porifera, Demospongiae, Haplosclerida, Niphatidae. The record is from RefSeq and is a predicted model, not a curated record. The coding region runs from base 34 to 1086 and encodes 350 amino acids. The transcript has 2 exons. Gene Ontology annotation, molecular function: metalloendopeptidase activity.
AGGAAGGAAUACUCUCUAUCAAGGAAAGGAAUCAUGAAGACUCUACUCUCACUCUUCUGUCUGGUUACUUACCUCACCUGUGCUCUCAGUGCUAAUGGCUGGCCAGUCUCUCUUGACAUGGCUUGUAAUAAAGCUCUUUCUGCAGUUGCUUGCUCUUUUGAGUUUACCAACAAUGCAAAUGAGGAUCUUUAUCUACUCAAACGUAACACUCCUCUUGAAGGACUCAGAUCUCAAUUUGUCUCUGUCUCUCUUGAUGGUCAUCCAUUACAAUAUGAAGGAAUCAUCAUGUAUAGUCUCCCUCCUACAAAGGAUGAGUUUGUUCUCUUGAAGGCAGGUGAGAGUAUUUCUGCCUCAGUCCAAAUCACUGAUGCCUUUAGCAUUGAUACUGAUGGUCUCUACACUGUACAAUACAGUAGACCUUUACAGUAUCUGUCAGUGAAUGAGAUGAGUGCAAUGUCUCUUGAUCAGCUCAGGGAAUCGGUUGUACGUAAAUCUGUUCACAUUCAUUUGGAAGACACUUCUCUUCUCUUGAAACCAAAGGAGGAAGGUGAUGCAGAAAUUGAAUACACUGUCCACCUUGAAGCCUGCGGCAGUGCUACUUUUAAAAAUGGUGAUGUUAACAACAGUCAAACACUAGAUGCUCAUAAGAGGCUCUGCUCUGGAUGUGGUAAAGCUAAAGAUGGAGUUGGUAACAAUAAUGUAUAUCGUACAUGGUUUGGUGCAUACACAUCUAGCAGGGCUAACACAGUUAAAGGUGUGUACCAGGAUAUAAGAGAUGAUAUAACAAGCAAAAAUUGCAUUUACUACAAUAAUGGUCCACUUUGCCGCUCCAAUUCUUAUGCCUACACAUACAUGACUGGUACUACUGUGUACCUCUGUACCAUAUAUUACAGGGAUCCAACAUAUUGCAGUAAGACUGGUGAGAGCAAGGAAGGUACACUGCUUCACGAAUGGUCUCAUCCUUAUGGCCAACGUGAUGAUGUUGUUUACGGUCGGUCCAAUUGCAAGAAUUUAGCCAAGAGUAAGCCAGAUGAUGCUGUCAGGAAUGCUGAUACUUACCUGUAUUACUAUUGUGAUCUGCAGUAAGGAGCUCAUCAGCUAAAAGCCAAGAACUUUAGGACUCAUGCAACACUAUAGGACAUGCACAGUUUAUUUUUGC